CCACCUCUUUAUUACAAUUUAUUUAUUAGUAAUGCCCUUGUCCAAGUAAAAAUAUCUUUUAAGGUUAAUUACGGAUACGGAGGUAGUAUUUAUCUACAACGUGCCGCGACGGCCGGCGUCUGUUUCCUUCUCGCCCACGCGUGUAUUUCAGAAAGCUCUCCAUAUAAAUUCUAAGAAUCGGAGUUUUCCAUAAUCGAUCCUUCUCUCUCUCUUCAAAGCAGCUCACUAUGUCGGUAAAAACAGUCAAAGUUAGUAAUGUUUCUUUAGGAGCAACUGAGCGAGACCUCAAGGAGUUCUUUUCUUUUUCUGGUGAUAUUGAAUAUGUUGAAGUGCAGAGGGAUAAUGAACAUUCUCAAACUGCCUAUGUUACCUUCAAAGAUUCACAGGGAGCAGAAACUGCUGUUCUUCUUUCAGGAGCAACAAUAGUAGAUCUGUCAGUUACCAUAACUCCGGAUCCAGAUUAUCAGCUGCCACCAGAAGCUUUAGCAUCCUCUGCAACAGAAAACACAACUCCUGGCGGUGCUGAAUCUGCCUUCCGGAAGGCAGAGGAUGUAGUCAGUAGCAUGCUUGCUAAAGGAUAUAUCUUAGGCAAAGAUGCAGUGAACAAAGCAAAGACUCUUGAUGAGAAGCACCAAUUGACUAAAUCAGCCUCAGCUAAAGUUGCUUCUUUUGACAAAAAAAUAGGGUUGACUGAGAAGAUUAGUGCUGGCACAACUGUUGUGGGUGACAAAGUCCGGGAAGUGGAUCAGAAAUAUCAGGUUUCAGAGAAAACUAAGACAGCAUUUGCAGCAGCUGAGCAAAAAGUCAGUACUGCAGGAUCUGCUAUUAUGAAGAACCGUUAUGUUUUUACUGGGGCUGCUUGGGUAACAGGAGCUUUCAACAGGGUUGCAAAGAAAGCUGGGGAGGUUGGCCAGAAGGCAAAAGAAAAAGUAGGAGUUGCUGAAGAGGAGCAAAAGCGGAAAAUGGUAGAUGAAUUUGCACAUGUUCAUCUAUCUGAGUCACCAAAAGCAUCUGGUGAAAGUGAGCAACCACCUUCUAAGCCUGCCCCUGUUCAAGGUUUGAUCCUUUGAUUUACUACUGUAAAAUUUUUUUUUUUU
Messenger RNA from Jatropha curcas, 1097 nucleotides. RefSeq names its product binding partner of ACD11 1. The record is from RefSeq and is a predicted model, not a curated record. Gene Ontology annotation, molecular function: RNA binding. NCBI's taxonomy places the organism in Eukaryota, Viridiplantae, Streptophyta, Magnoliopsida, Malpighiales, Euphorbiaceae.